AUGGCUAUACAAGCGAUGAAUUUGUCUAUCUCAUUAACAGAGAUGGGUAUUAAGAGGGGUGAUGUGAUUUCCAUUUGCUCUGAGAACAGACAGGAGUAUUUUUCAACGGUCCUGGGUAUAUGCUGUACCGGAGCCACAGUCACUACUACUAAUAUCGCAUAUACUAAAGAUGAACAUAAACACGUUUUGGACAUAUCAAAACCUAAAAUCGUGUUUUGUUCACCAAACGCGUAUAAAACCAACAGCAAACUAUUCCAUUCUCUACCGUACAUCAAAUCUAUAGUAAUUUACGGCGAGAAGAUUUCAAAUACAUUAUCUUUUGAGGAUCUUCUGAGGCAUAAUGGUGUUAUCAGUCCAGAAAACUUUAAGUGCAAGGACGUUGAAGGUCAAAAUGAUACGGCUAUCAUAUUAUAUUCUUCAGGAACCACGGGUUUACCUAAAGGGGUCAUGUUGACACAUCUGAACGUCAUCGUGUCGUGUCUACUGUGA
Danaus chrysippus (African queen) is the source of this 489-nucleotide messenger RNA. Lineage: Eukaryota; Metazoa; Arthropoda; Insecta; Lepidoptera; Nymphalidae. The record is from the annotation of a GenBank genome assembly.